Messenger RNA from Parasteatoda tepidariorum (common house spider), 2163 nucleotides. RefSeq names its product acetylcholine receptor subunit alpha-like. Gene Ontology annotation, molecular function: transmembrane signaling receptor activity; acetylcholine-gated monoatomic cation-selective channel activity. Gene Ontology annotation, cellular component: postsynaptic membrane. The record is from RefSeq and is a predicted model, not a curated record. Gene Ontology annotation, biological process: monoatomic ion transmembrane transport. NCBI's taxonomy places the organism in Eukaryota, Metazoa, Arthropoda, Arachnida, Araneae, Theridiidae.
CAAGGUGCACUCACUUCGUUCGGCAGACCCCUUCUAAGUGGGGCUGUGAUCAAAAAGUGUGCUUGGUGGGCGACAGAGACCCCCAACCAAAAACCAACAGUCGUACCAGCCGCCACGUUCUUUCAGGGCCUCUGGAGCAUCCUGAAGUGGUGUGGUGGAGGGAAGAUAAAUUCCAGAAAUGAUGUUUUUGGGGUGAAGGAUGGAUGGAUUAAAGAUGUUGAAGAUCAACAGGAGGUUCGGGUGAUAGAAGGCGAGAAAUGCUUAGCAGCGGGAGCCUGGCUGCUUUUCUUCUCGUCUUCUCUUCCCUUCUCAUACUUGCUCCAGAGGGAAACCCGGAUGCUAAACGGCUUUACGAUGAUCUCAUCUCCCGUUACAACAAGCUGGUACGACCGGUGAUUAAUGUGUCGGAGGCCCUGACGGUCUCAAUCAAGCUAAAACUCUCACAGCUCAUCGAAGUCAACCUCAAGAAUCAGAUCAUGACAACAAAUCUUUGGGUGGAACAGUAUUGGAACGAUUACAAACUGACAUGGGAUCCGAGAGAAUACGGAGGGGUGGACAUGCUCCAUGUACCAUCUGAUCAUAUAUGGAGGCCUGACAUCGUCCUCUAUAACAAUGCGGACGGGAACUUCGAGGUAACUUUAGAGACUAAAGCUCAACUGGACAGUAGGGGAACUAUCCAAUGGAAACCUCCUGCUAUCUACAAGAGCUCCUGCGAAAUAGACGUCGAAUACUUUCCAUUCGACGAGCAGACGUGUCUCAUGAAGUUCGGCUCAUGGACCUACGAUGGUUUCAAGGUGGAUUUACGGCACAAGGAUGAAGUGGAGGGAACAAACAGAGUCGACAUUGGAAUCGACCUGAGCGAGUUCUACUUGAGCGUCGAGUGGGACAUACUGGACGUUCCCGCCAUCCGCAACGAAAAGUUCUACACGUGUUGCGAGGAGCCGUACAUCGACAUCACCUUCAACAUCAGUAUGCGCCGAAAGACCUUAUUCUACACGGUCAACCUCAUUAUUCCGUGCAUGGGCAUAUCCUUCCUGACCGUCCUCGUAUUCUAUCUGCCCUCUGAUUCGGGCGAGAAGGUCUCUUUGUCCAUCUCGAUCCUGUUGUCACUCACCGUCUUUUUCCUGUUGUUGGCUGAGAUCAUACCGCCCACCUCCCUGGUGGUGCCUCUUCUUGGCAAGUACUUACUCUUCACCAUGAUACUCGUCACCCUUUCCAUCUGCGUCACCGUGGUCGUCCUCAACGUCCACUUCAGAACGCCAUCUACACACAAAAUGGCACCAUGGGUGAAAAGAGUAUUUUUACAUCUUCUUCCACGACUAUUACUAAUGCGACGUCCUGCUUAUCCUGACGACAGUCCGAAGGUGAUGGUUCGUACCUGUAACGGUACAGAACUGCAACCGCAAGACUAUGUAGGGAAUGGGAGUGGAGGUCGCUGCCCCAGCUACGACGAGCUGCCUCACUACAGUGGCUGUCGAAUCCAUGGUCCAAAGGAAGAGGACGUCGCACAAAUGCAUGAACCACUUCGCAGAUUGCAUUUUUGCCCAGAUUUACAAAAGGCAAUGGAAUCCGUUCAUUACAUAGCUGACCACACAAGGCGCUAUGACGACCAAAUGGGUCAGGUGAAAGAGGACUGGAAAUACGUGGCAAUGGUUCUGGACCGACUUUUCCUGUGGAUCUUCUCGGUGGCCGUUCUGGUCGGCACAUGUGGAAUCAUCCUACAUGCCCCAACGCUGUAUGACACACGCGAGCCUAUCGAUAUGAUAAUGUCAGAGGUCGCCAUAGCCACAUUUCACCACCAUAGAGGCCUCACGUGACUUCUAUAUCUUGUGGUGCCAGAAUAGUCCUUUCUUGCAGUCAUCGUCGCCAACCACUACUCAAGACAACGUCGUCCAGACUGAUAUAUCUAUAUAUAUUCAGACUACCGGGAUCAUAUUGCUUGCUUUGCCUAGUUGGGUGAUAAAUUCUUCGUCAUGAUUUAGCCAUUUUGUUUUUUUAAAGCUUGUUUCUUAGUUUAAUCCUAGUAUUCUUAAAAACAAAACUAUAUAACUAUCAGUAAUGAAGAAAUAUAAGAGAUAAAUACUGAUUUAUAGGAAAAAUACGUAUAUUUUAAUAUUGAUCUAACAUAUUGGUCAUAAGAGCUCUGUAUAAAUGUGUUACAAU